Messenger RNA from Lotus japonicus, 1420 nucleotides. RefSeq names its product polyadenylate-binding protein 8-like. Gene Ontology annotation, cellular component: ribonucleoprotein complex; nucleus; cytosol. The record is from RefSeq and is a predicted model, not a curated record. NCBI's taxonomy places the organism in Eukaryota, Viridiplantae, Streptophyta, Magnoliopsida, Fabales, Fabaceae. Gene Ontology annotation, molecular function: mRNA 3'-UTR binding; poly(U) RNA binding; poly(A) binding. The transcript has 5 exons. The coding region runs from base 749 to 1192 and encodes 147 amino acids.
CUAACCUCACACUCUACUACAAAAAAAACGUUAUUUAGUGGGGGUUAUUUAGCGGGGGUUCCCGCAAAUGUGGAUAAUUUUUAAUAGUUAAGGGGGGUUUUAAUAACCCCCGCAAAUGUUUUAUUAAUUAACCCUCUUACUCUCACUCUCGCACUCUCACUCUCAGAACUCUCACUUCUCACUUCUCAGUCUCGUUCGCCAUGGAAGCUCACGAUUUCAAGCGAUUUCCACCGAUUUGAUCUCGUUUUCCACCUAUUGAUCUCGUUUUCCACCGAUUUCCACCGAUUGCAACUUGAUUUCCUCCGAUUUCAACCUCCACAGAUUUCAACCACCGCACGCCACCGUAGCAACAGCCUCCUCCGCCGUCGUUCUCUCUGCGAUUUUCUCAUGGAUCCAUCGCUCAGAGACUCAACAACUUCUACUCCGUCGCAUGCUGCAUUCUCUGCGAUGCAAGCAAUUGAGGUGAAGAAUCAUUCAACGCUGAAUGGAAAAGUGAUAAGGGUCUUGUGGUCGCGUCGUGAUCCUGAUAUUAGGAAGAAUUGCAUUGGGAACGUUUUUGGGAAAAUCGUUAGCUUGGCUAUUUCAAAGGAUGAAAAUGGGAUGUCAAAGGGCUUUGGCUUUGUGAACUAUGAAAACCCAGAUGAUGCUAAAAGGGCCCUGGAAGCGAUGAACGGAACACAACUAGGUAGUUUUUUUUUUGCAUCCUUUUACUGUGCUGGUUUUCUGCAGGCAUAGUUGGCAUUUCUUGAUGGUACAUGACAUGGUUUUGAUUUGUCUUAAACAGGGAUCAAACAUUUAUGUGAAGAACAUUGAUGACAAUGUAAGUGAUGAAGAAUUGCGGGACCAUUUUAGUGCAUGUGGCUCUAUAACUUAUGCAAAAGUUAUGAAAGACGAGAAAGGGAUAAGCAAAGGGUUUGGUUUUGUCUGUUUCUCUACUCCUGAGGAGGCAAACAAAGCUGUGAACACUUUUCAAUGGAUUGAUUUGUACAAUGAGUGGACUAUUGAGUUGAAGGGAAUGGCUGAUCGUAUUAUCAGUAUGCGCCAACAACUUUUUGAUGCUUUACGUUCCAGAGGUCUGCCUCUACUGAAUUUCCUUUGCAAUUUAUUCUGCUUGUAUUUGUCUGUAUGGUCCUGUAUCACUAUUGUUUCACCAAUAUACCAGACUUUUUGUUUACUCAUUCUUUACUUCUGAAAAAAUGAAGACUAGUUAUGAUAGUUAGGAUGUUUAGGAAGCCUCUUUAAAUGAUUAAUAAGUAAAUGCAACAAUUAAAUGAGGUUAAAAAUGUCCCUAGAAUAAACUCUAGUAGCCAAGGGAGGUUUAAGGAGGUUUAAAGCUGUAAAUAAUCUCUUGCAUUUAAGGGAGGUUGAAAACUCCCGUUAAAAAAGCUUGCGGAUAAGGGAGGUUUGAAACCCCCGCUAA